AUGACCAGUGGGAAGAAUCAAGUCAUGCAGGCCUAUCUUGGUUCUGUGCAACAGAAGAUGGAAUAUUUUCGAGGAUUCAAUGAAUUUGGUGGUCAGCUAAUAUUAACAGGGUCUCCCGCCAAAAAGCAAGAGCUUACCAGACCCUUACAUAAUUUUCGAACGAACAUGAUUAUUAAUGUGUACACGGAAUUCCACAAAAAGUUGAUUAAAGCUGCAGACAACUUGGAGCGAGUAAUCAGCUUUUCAGAUAACUAUUCUAAAUCGGAACCAUUUCUACUCAUUGACCAUUUUCGAACGGAAGGAAUGGGAAUUUCGACUGAAACCAUUGCCUCCCAUAUCCUGGUAUUCAAAGAACAAUAUCAAUGUGAUUAGUCAUAUAAAUACAAAAUAAUUAUUGUAGUUCUGUGAGGAAUAUUUAUAU
Drosophila rhopaloa is the source of this 421-nucleotide messenger RNA. RefSeq lists its product as uncharacterized. The transcript is spliced from 2 exons. Bases 1 to 372 code for a protein of 123 amino acids. The record is from RefSeq and is a predicted model, not a curated record. NCBI's taxonomy places the organism in Eukaryota, Metazoa, Arthropoda, Insecta, Diptera, Drosophilidae.